Lates calcarifer (barramundi perch) is the source of this 2388-nucleotide messenger RNA. RefSeq lists its product as uncharacterized. The record is from RefSeq and is a predicted model, not a curated record. The transcript has 5 exons. Bases 141 to 839 code for a protein of 232 amino acids. NCBI's taxonomy places the organism in Eukaryota, Metazoa, Chordata, Actinopteri, Centropomidae.
CUGCAGGGAUAAGCGUCCAGUAGUGAUGAAUUCACAGUCCUCGUUGUGGUAACGGCACAUAACGACCACAUUGUUGGUGAGGCCACGGAGAAGUAAACCUGGAGGUAGUCGUCCAGAGUCCAGGGACUGAGACAAACAGCAUGAAACAGCUUCUAAACGAGUUCAAAGGACUUUACGAGGAGAGGUUGAGAUGGCUGGAGCUGGACACAACUGUAACUCGCGAGGAACUGUACCAGAAGAAAGAGGAUUUCCUGCGGUCUUAUGUGAAUGACCUCACAGACCAGAACCAGGUGCUGGUUCAGACCAUUGAGGAUCUACAGAUGGAAGCUGACCACAAGUUCUCCAAUUUGGAAAUUAAGCCGCACACCUCUGACUGUAUCUUGGAUGACCUGAAUCAACAGAGGACAACCCUAGAGGUUAGACAUCAUCUUAGACAUCUGAGGUCAGACAUGAACUCCAUUACAAAGCUCAUCCAACAAACUGGACUCAUGCACAACCUUGAUACUGCAACACAGGUGGUGAAGAAUAGCAAAAGGCUGGUGCACCUGCAGAGUGAGCCGUCUUGUGUGCAGCAGAUCCACAAAGACAACAUGAUAUUGUUGAGAAAGAUAUCUGCAUCACCAAACUGCAAGCUGCUACAACAGGAGAGGGCUGACACACAUUCUCAGGUGUGCAUAGACCUGCAUGAGUUAAUACUCCUAUUUGCACAUAUGUGUUUCCACAUGUGUAGUAGAUACUGCGCAUGCAAAAUAACUGAUAAUGUAGGCAUGAAUGCACCCACUUGCUGUCAGACACUUGUUUCAGACAUCUUUUUCUUAACCUCUUCUCUCCUUAGCUGAAUUACAGGAUGUUGCCUUGCCUUGGACCGUCUUGAUGUUUCAUAUUUGUUCUUACAUUAGGUGAAUAUUACAUCUUUUGUUUGACAGAAUGCAGAGAUGUGACCACUUGUACAUGUCUCCUUUCUUGUGUGUCUGAGUUAAGCUCUCCAAGCUGAUUGUGAGGGAGCCACACAAGGAGUUGGAAGAGAAAAGAGAGGGGAUGAAGAGAGAAGACAGAAACUGAAAUAUGAAAGAGAGCAUCAAAAACCAGAGGGCAGGAGAUCGCAGGAGCAACAGAGGAGAGAGGAGGAGUGGGUGAAGAGAGUGUAAGGGGAGAGGAGGAGGGAUGAAGAGUGGAAGAGGGGGAUUGUGGUGGAGGGAUAGACCCAUGCUUGAGCUGUUAAAAAGUGGGCUGUGAAGGCAGGUGAAAAUAAAGGAGUUCUGAAGUGAGUAUGUUAAUGUAUUAAGUAGAUCUAUUGUAUCUAACCAGACUACUCAGCAGUGGGUGAUAAUGUGUAAACUGCGCUCCAAAUAAGAAAAUUGAUUCUCUUCAUUGUAUUCCCUCAUUUUACUUAUCUUGUAUGAAAUUAUGCCUCUUUUGAACAUAGCAAAAAAUAUGUAUCAUAGAACAGUGUAUAAUAGAAAGUGAAGUAGUAAUUGGCAAUUUAAUCCAAUUAAAAAAAAAAAAAAAUUGUUAAACUAAGGCAACUAAUAGACACUCCUCAUGAACUCAAAUAGCAAGUCAAAAUACUGCACACAACAACACCUUCAUCCACAAUUAAAAGAUUACUAGACUCAAAUUAUUAUUCAUGCAGUUUACAUAUUUAAAAUAAUGUCUCUUCUUUUGUACUUUGAAUACCUUUUGGUCUUUAGGUCCCAACUUUUAUAAUGAUGUAAAUGAGUGGUGUUAGUAUGUGUACCCACAGCAUACAUAUAACAUAUUUUCGUGCAUAUAUGUACAUACAUUUACACAGACUUGUAAAAAAAAAAAAAAACACACACACACACACACACACACACACACACACACACACAACAAAACACUUCACCUUAAUUCAGACCUCAGACACUCUCUCCUCCCCUUUACCCCCCGCCUCCUUCUUCCUUCCAUCCUGCCAUCUCGCCACAACCGCUCCAAAUUAAUCUGCAAAAUAUUGAUUUGAGGAGCAUGGGUUGGGGGGGGCGCACGAUUGCGGCCGCAUAUUAAUACGAACGGGCCGCUCUUCGUCUCUCCUCUAUACUUUAAGAUCCUCAUAUCUUCAUAAUUGAUUAAUGUUCCUUUGUGAAGUGGGGAUGAAUAAUACAUUAGUGGGCCUGCUGCACCCUCAGGCUGAUGAGAAAAUGUUUAAUUUCAGUAAAUGUAGCGCUCCCUCUCUCUUUCUCUCUUUCAUUUUCCCUCUCUGGUUAUUUGUGAGUGUUGGAGUGUGUUUGUGAGUUUUCACUUGUGAGCUGAAGACCAGAGGAGUGUUGUUGAUUUGCUUUUUUCGUGUUUACUGUCGGCUUGAAGCGCAUGUUAAGCAUCACAAACAAAAGGCAGCGAUCUGCAUUUGCAAACAUGAAUGAAUAAAUU